GCUGCGGUUUGGCUACGUUGGCUGCAGCAAUGAGAGCUCUGACGCGGGGAAGGUUGAGGCAAUCCGAGCGUCAUCAGUUGUCCUCGUGAGUAUAUAAACAGAAGUAGAGUACAAUUAUCAGCAAAUUCAGUGCAUUUUGACUUGCAAUCGAGGGAGCAAAGUUAGAAACAGCAAGUUUAGUCAUAACACCCGACAAUACCCGUCAAAAUGAGCUACCCAGAGAAGUUUACUGGCUUCUGCACCGCAGGGCCUAGCUCGUGGAACAAAUUCACCAAAGAAACUCUCACGCCGAAACCCUUCGAAGAUCACGACAUUGAUGUGCAGAUCGAAUGCUGCGGUGUCUGCGGGUCUGACGUCCACACUAUCACUGGCGGCUGGGGCGAAUACGAGGGUCCCCUGUGCGUCGGCCACGAGGUUGUUGGAAAGGCUGUCGCUGUGGGGAAGAACGUGAAGGAGAUCAAGGUGGGCGACAGAGUUGGUGUGGGUGCUCAAGUCUGGGCAUGCCUCAAGUGCGAGCAGUGCAAGAACCAGAAUGAGAACUACUGCCCUCACUUGGUCGACACAUACAACGCCAAGUACGAGGAUGGAAGUCAAGCACAUGGCGGCUUUGCCAGUCACAUUCGCGCUCACGAGUACUUCACCUUCAAGAUUCCCGAUGCGAUAAAAUCGGAAAAUGCCGGUCCACUGAUGUGCGCCGGUCUCACCACGUACUCACCUUUGGUAAGAGGUGGUGUCGGCCCGGGAUCCGUUGUCGCCAUCGUUGGUAUCGGCGGACUCGGCCACCUCGGUCUGCAGUGGGCCAAGGCACUCGGAGCGGAAGUCUACGCCGUUACCCACUCGCCGGACAAGGCCGAAGACUGCAAGAAGCUGGGUGCCAAGGAAGUCAUUGACACCAACAAGAAGGACUGGGCUAAGCCUUAUGCUUUCAAGUUCGACUUCAUGCUCAACUGCUCCGACAUGACCAACGAGUUUGACCUUCAGACGUACUUGUCCACUCUCAAGGUCGGCGGUCAUUUCCACAUGGUCGGCUUGCCAGACAAGCCUUUGCCUCAGUUCCCCGCAGGCCUCUUCGCCAGCAAUUCCGCCAAGAUGUCCGGGAGCCACAUCGGAAACAACCAGGAGAUGAACGCUCUGUUGAAGUUGGCCGCCGAGAAGGGCAUCUCACCUUGGGUUGAGACUAUUGAUAUUUCGGAGGAAGGAUGUAAGGAGGCUGUUGAGAGAGUGAAGGCGAACAAGGUUCACUACCGCUUUACCCUUGUCGGACACCAGAAGGCAUUCGGUACUGCUUGAGGCUUUACAAAAAGAGAAUAUAGAGAACGCGAAUAGAGACAUCAUACGACACCUUGCUUGCUAUCAUUUGAUUCGGACCU
This is a messenger RNA of Colletotrichum scovillei, 1370 nucleotides long. RefSeq names its product alcohol dehydrogenase GroES-like domain-containing protein. Gene Ontology annotation, biological process: alcohol metabolic process. The record is from RefSeq and is a predicted model, not a curated record. NCBI's taxonomy places the organism in Eukaryota, Fungi, Ascomycota, Sordariomycetes, Glomerellales, Glomerellaceae. Bases 208 to 1290 code for a protein of 360 amino acids. The transcript is spliced from 3 exons. Gene Ontology annotation, molecular function: alcohol dehydrogenase (NADP+) activity; zinc ion binding.